AUGCGUACCUCUACCGCCGCAGCUUUCCUCGCCGCCGCUGGCGCCAACCUCGUCAGCGCCCAGGACAAGGUCGGCUUCGGCCCGGCUUUCUCUCUCGGCCCGACCCAGAGCUGGAUUCGGGAGGCCAACACCACUCUCGUUCUCCCUCCCGUCCCCAGCCCUCAGAAGGACCGUCUUGCUCUGUGGCCCGGCAUGGGCACCAGCGGUGGUGAUCUGAUCCAGGCCCUUGCCGUCUCUUUCAGCGACCCUAACGUAAACUGCGGUGCCAAGGCAGGCCAAUGGUGCACUUGGGCUAGCACUCUCCAGGGAACGCAACUUGGUGGCAAGCAAGUUCCUGCCUCUGCUGGUGACAAGCUCACCAUGCACUACAAGUACAACGACAGCACUGGCAAGUACGACCAGACCGUCUCCCUCAACGGCAAGGUUGUUUCUCAGCUUUCGACAAGCUCGGGACAUGCUGAGGGCUGGGGUACCGCCGUCGAAUGCCAGGACGAUGCCUGCGUUGGCACAGUUGUUGCUCACAAGUACACGGGCACCACCAUCAUCCUCAACGCCGCCGACAACACCUUCAAGGGUACUCUCGGUCUGAACGAGGCCGACUCCACUGGUCUGACCACCUCUGACAACGGCAAGACCUGGAAGGUUGACACCAUCAACAUCCACGCCCAUACCUUCAACAACUAG
Molecule: messenger RNA, 684 nt
Organism: Colletotrichum karsti
Lineage: Eukaryota; Fungi; Ascomycota; Sordariomycetes; Glomerellales; Glomerellaceae
Exons: 6
Coding region: 1-684 (227 amino acids)
Source: RefSeq, a predicted model, not a curated record